AUGGGUCGUGUUAUUCGUGCACAGAGAAAGGGUGCUGGCAGCAUCUUCAAGGCCCACACUGUUGGUCGUAAGGGUGCCGCUCAAUUCCGUGUUGCCGACUAUGCUGAACGUCAUGGCUACAUUCGUGGUCUCGUCAAGGAGAUCAUUCACGAUCCUGGCCGUGGUGCUCCUCUUGCUAAGGUCGUCUUCCGCGAUCCCUACAAGUACAAGCUUCGCACUGAGACCUUCAUUGCCACCGAAGGCAUGUACACUGGUCAAUUCGUCUACUGCGGUAAGAAGGCCAGCUUGACCAUUGGCAACGUUCUUCCUCUUGCUUCCAUGCCCGAAGGUACCGUUAUCUGCAACGUUGAAGAAAAGUAUGGUGAUCGUGGUGCUCUUGCCCGUACCUCUGGUAACUAUGCUACCAUCGUUGGUCACGGUGAAGAUGGCAAGACCCGUAUUCGUCUUCCCUCUGGUGCCAAGAAGGUUGUCCCCUCCACCUCCCGUGCUGCCGUCGGUAUCGUUGCUGGUGGUGGUCGUAUCGACAAGCCCCUCUUGAAGGCUGGUCGUGCUUACCAUGCCGCCAAGGCCAAGCGCAACAACUGGCCCCGUACUCGUGGUGUUGCCAUGAACCCCGUGGACCAUCCUCACGGUGGUGGUAACCAUCAGCACAUUGGUAAGGCUUCUACUAUGGCUCGUGAUUCGCCUGCUGGUCAAAAGGUCGGUCUUAUUGCUGCCAGAAGAACCGGUUUGCUCCGUGGUACCAAGAAGCUCAAGGACUAA
Molecule: messenger RNA, 762 nt
Organism: Lichtheimia ornata
Lineage: Eukaryota; Fungi; Mucoromycota; Mucoromycetes; Mucorales; Lichtheimiaceae
Product: 60S ribosomal protein L8
Exons: 4
Coding region: 1-762 (253 amino acids)
Biological process (GO): cytoplasmic translation
Cellular component (GO): cytosolic large ribosomal subunit; ribosome
Molecular function (GO): structural constituent of ribosome; RNA binding
Source: RefSeq, a predicted model, not a curated record